This is a messenger RNA of Lepus europaeus (European hare), 1758 nucleotides long. RefSeq names its product eukaryotic translation initiation factor 4A1 (gene EIF4A1). The record is from RefSeq and is a predicted model, not a curated record. Gene Ontology annotation, biological process: cytoplasmic translational initiation. Gene Ontology annotation, molecular function: RNA helicase activity; translation initiation factor activity; ATP binding. NCBI's taxonomy places the organism in Eukaryota, Metazoa, Chordata, Mammalia, Lagomorpha, Leporidae. Gene Ontology annotation, cellular component: cytoplasmic stress granule. The coding region runs from base 32 to 1252 and encodes 406 amino acids. The transcript is spliced from 11 exons.
GGCGGGCCCUCCGCCCUAGUUUCUAAGGAUCAUGUCUGCGAGUCAGGAUUCCCGAUCCAGAGACAAUGGCCCCGAUGGAAUGGAGCCCGAAGGUGUCAUCGAGAGUAACUGGAAUGAGAUCGUUGACAGCUUUGACGACAUGAACCUCUCUGAGUCCCUCCUUCGUGGCAUCUAUGCCUAUGGUUUUGAGAAGCCCUCUGCCAUCCAGCAGCGUGCCAUUCUUCCUUGUAUCAAGGGUUAUGAUGUGAUCGCUCAAGCCCAAUCUGGGACUGGGAAGACGGCCACAUUCGCCAUAUCGAUUCUCCAGCAGAUUGAAUUGGAUCUGAAGGCCACCCAGGCCUUGGUACUAGCACCCACUCGGGAACUGGCCCAACAGAUACAAAAGGUGGUCAUGGCAUUAGGAGAUUACAUGGGUGCGUCCUGUCAUGCCUGCAUCGGGGGCACCAAUGUGCGUGCUGAGGUGCAGAAGCUGCAAAUGGAAGCUCCCCACAUCAUCGUGGGCACCCCUGGCCGCGUGUUCGACAUGCUUAACCGGAGAUACCUGUCUCCCAAGUACAUCAAGAUGUUUGUACUGGACGAAGCUGAUGAAAUGUUGAGCCGUGGAUUCAAGGACCAGAUCUAUGACAUCUUCCAGAAGCUCAACAGCAACACCCAGGUGGUUUUGUUGUCAGCCACAAUGCCAUCCGACGUGCUCGAGGUGACCAAGAAGUUCAUGAGGGACCCCAUCCGGAUUCUCGUUAAGAAGGAGGAGCUGACCCUGGAGGGUAUCCGCCAGUUCUACAUCAACGUGGAGCGCGAGGAGUGGAAGCUGGACACACUGUGCGACUUGUACGAAACCCUGACCAUAACCCAGGCUGUCAUCUUCAUCAACACCCGAAGGAAGGUCGAUUGGCUCACUGAGAAGAUGCACGCCCGGGACUUCACCGUCUCUGCCAUGCAUGGAGAUAUGGACCAAAAGGAGCGAGAUGUGAUCAUGAGGGAGUUCCGCUCUGGCUCUAGCCGAGUACUGAUUACCACUGACCUGCUGGCCAGAGGCAUUGAUGUACAACAAGUUUCUUUAGUCAUCAACUAUGACCUUCCCACCAACAGGGAAAACUAUAUUCACAGAAUUGGCCGUGGUGGACGCUUUGGUCGUAAAGGUGUGGCUAUUAACAUGGUGACAGAAGAAGAUAAGCGGACUCUCCGAGACAUCGAGACCUUCUACAACACCUCCAUUGAGGAGAUGCCCCUCAAUGUUGCUGACCUCAUCUGAGAGGGGCUGUCCUGCCACCUAGCCCCAGCUGGGGUUCAGUCCUCAGGGGCUGAGGAGCAGCAGGAGGGGGGAGGGGAGGGAGCCAAGGGAUGGACAUCUUGUCAUUUUUUUUUUUCUUUGAAUAAAUGUCACUUUUUGAGGCAAAAGAAGGAACCGUGACCAUUUUAGAAACCCUUUUCUUUGGGGUAGGCUCUUGCCCCAGGCGCCGUCUCCUCCCAAAAAAAAAACACUAAUCCAUUUCCCUAACCUAGUUACCUCCAGGUCCCAGAGCUCUCCCACCCCAGCUGAAUUCCUCCGAACUUGAUUCAGGGGCCGAAAACAAGUCACUCAACCUCAUGUGCCGGACCAAACCUGCAAGGAGCAGCCCCCAGUGAGGUUGCCCAGUGAUUGAACCCAGCUAGGGGAGCAGGGGAGAGAAAAUGGUAGCCAUUUUUACAUUGUUUUGUAUAGUAUUUAUUGAUUCAGGAAGCAAACACGAAAUUCUGAAUAAAAUGACUUGGAAACUG